AUGUCGGGUGCGGUGGGCCGUGAGGCAGUCUUCCCGACUCGCCAGUCCCUCGGAUUGAUGAAGGGGAAAUUGAAGGGCGCCGAGACCGGUCACAGCUUACUGAAGCGCAAAUCCGAAGCUCUUACCAAACGUUUCCGCGAAAUCACCCGCCGCAUCGAUGAAGCCAAGCAGAAGAUGGGCCGCGUGAUGCAGAUCGCCGCCUUCUCGCUGGCGGAGGUGAGCUACGCCGUGGGCGGCGACAUCGGCUACCAGGUGCAGGAGUCGGCCAAGCAGGCGCGGUUCCGCGUGCGCGCUAAGCAGGAGAACGUGUCCGGCGUGCUGCUGCCGCACUUCGAGAGCUACACCGAGGACUCGAUCAACGACUUCGGGCUGACGGGGUUGGGUAAAGGUGGGCAGCAGGUCCAGCGGUGCCGGGAGACGUACGCGCGGGCCGUGGAGACGUUGGUGGAGUUGGCGAGUUUACAGACUGCGUUUGUGAUUUUGGAUGAGGUGAUUAAGGUGGUUAAUCGCAGAGUGAAUGCUAUUGAGCACGUUAUCAUCCCCCGCACGGAGAACACGAUCAAGUAUAUCAACUCCGAACUCGACGAACUCGACAGAGAGGAGUUCUACCGUCUCAAGAAGGUCUCCGGCAAGAAACAGCGAGACACCGCUGCCGCCGACGCCGAGAUCCUGGCUGCGCGGGAGAAGGCCAAGGCCAAGGCGGAGGCUGCCGCCGCUUCCGCCGCCGCCGCUGCAGCCAACGGAGAGGAAGCGCCCGCCGAGGAGGUAGAAGAAGAGAAAGCGGCCGCAGAAGAAGAAGAGGCCCCCGAAGCACCGGACGUGCUCGGCGAGCAGGAAGAUGCCGACGUGAUUUUCUAA
Molecule: messenger RNA, 858 nt
Organism: Aspergillus aculeatus ATCC 16872
Lineage: Eukaryota; Fungi; Ascomycota; Eurotiomycetes; Eurotiales; Aspergillaceae
Product: H(+)-transporting V1 sector ATPase subunit D
Exons: 8
Coding region: 1-858 (285 amino acids)
Biological process (GO): vacuolar acidification
Cellular component (GO): fungal-type vacuole membrane; vacuolar proton-transporting V-type ATPase complex
Molecular function (GO): proton-transporting ATPase activity, rotational mechanism
Source: RefSeq, a predicted model, not a curated record